AUAUAUAUAUAUAGUUCAAACAGUAUAAACUCUGUUUAGGUCGAAACCUUUAACUUUAGUUUAUACUGUAAUAAUAGUUUAGAUAGGAAAAUUAAUAUUAUUAUUUAUAUAUUGUAUUGAAUACAAUCCCUUUAUCUCGGCUUAUACACGAAAACAUUGCCUAUAGCGGCUCGGGAGCGUAGUCGUACUUGUCGAUGAAACCUAAAUGGUUUCAUCGACAAGUACGACAAGUUCGACGGCACGUGAAGGGGACGGGGCAGUGAGCAGGUAGAGCCUGUCAAUGAGAUCCCAGGGGAGCGAGGCAGAGUCCGGGAGGUAGACUUGUGAGACUGUGUCACAGUACACGGAGUCUCUUCGCCCUAUCCACUUUCUGUGAGGAUCAGAAGGAGUUCCAACAACUUUGUGCCCUGAGUUUUCUCCGCAGUCGCCGAUGAGUUGAUAGAACAUUAGUUGUGCCCUCGGUGAUCUCAGGAGGAUCGUAUCUGUAACUUCUCACAGCGCAGCGAAGACACCGAGCUGAGGAUUUUUGGGGGCUCGAUCCACGUUAGAGGAAGAACCGACUGUUGGGUCGACGCUGAUGGGCCUGUUACAGAAGUCGCUUUGAUUUCGGAGCCGGCCGAAAUAGUCCGAGGCAAAGCAACGGUCCGUUCGGCUCGGGUUAAUAUUUAAACAGCGGCGAGCUGAAUUUAACGACACUUCGAGGAUUAUUUUUCGCAACUCCCCCGCCGUAAAACACAUUACCCAACUUUGUGGCCCUGCGUUAUCUGCGAACAUGCCUGAAACUUUCCGGCGGCAACCUGCAGCCCAGCCUUUGAAGUCGAAGCCGUCGCUCCUCCGUGUUUUCGCUGGAUAUGCGGUGGGAAUGUGGCGGCCGCAGGACGCGCUGUCCGCCGAUGCUGUUUGUCGACGCGUGUUCGGCCCCACAAUGUGAGAGCAAGGUACAGUGACGGACUGAACGCUGCUCUAUUAAUAGUGGUUCGGAUACGGAUGAGGAUCGAUACGCCGUUGCCAGGACCUGCCCUUGUGGGAGAAUACACAACAGUUCAAUCAUAAGGCGGACGCUCCACAUGAGGACAUUUGUUGUGCGUCUCAUGAAGACCAGUGUAAACUUCGCGGCGCGUCCGCGCGUGCUCCGCUUCGCCUCCCAUAUUAACGGCACCGGAUAAAAGUCCACUCAAGUUUGUUUUUUUUUCCUCUGCAGCGAAAGCGGACGGAUGAGCGCGAGCCGCGUUGGUUCCGGACAGUCACGCAUGACUUCUGAUGGCAGUCCCCCAGCUUUAAAAGUUUGGAUCGGACCCGUUUCGCCGUAGUCGCCACGGACACAACGCGGCAGCGAGUCGCGUAUACAUAAACUAUACCCCCCCUCCCCGUUUUGAUCGUCCGCGGUGUUUGCCUGCUUUGAAGUCCACCAUGUGCGGCCGCGCACCGCCGCCACAGUCGAGGCCAUGACCGUCCCCCAGCGGCGCCUGGCCGGGCUUUGGCCGUGGCUGCUCAUGGCGGCCCUGCAGGUGGUGCUGGGCCAGCCGGGCCUGGAGCCCGAGCGACCGGCCCUCCGAGCGCUCAUCAAGGUGACUCUGCUGAAGCACGAGCCGACGGGGAAGCCCAUCACGCUGGAAGGGGUGUUCGUGGGAGGAAGCGCCGGGUACGCGGAGGGGAAACUAAUGCAGUACCACCCUCUGUCUCUGUGCAACACCAGCGAGGAUGACAGGCAGGACGCUGACUUCAUCACCAUUGUCAAGCUGGAGCACCGGGUUCCCCGCUGUCUGGCGCUGCUUGACAAGGCUCGCAUGGCGCUGGAUAAAGGAGCUCAGGCUGUCAUUUUUGAUGUCAGUGACGACGCCGACGCUGCUGCCGAGCUGCGGGAAACGGACGCCCUUCCCCGUCCGGUGGUGCUGGUAGAGGCCAGCGAUGCCGAGGAGCUGAUGGGUCUGGUCAACAAGAACGAGGAGGCCAAGGUUCGCAUUGAGGUCAUGGUGGAGCCAACUAGAUGGCCACAUUACGAUGUGGGAAUCCUGCUCACCAUCGUCCUCGCGAUCCUGGCCAUUGUCCUGAUCUUUGCUUUUCGCUACAAGUGCAAGUCCAACAGAACCUGGGACUCUGUCCACCAGCAGACCAUGCGGGCCAUUGGCCGACUUGAGACCAGAACCUACAGCUCUCAGGGCUGCUCGGGCUCUCAGCACCACCGUGGGGCCUGGGGGUCGGCCAGUAGCUCCAACUCCAGCCCCGUCUGUGCCAUCUGCUUGGAGGAGUUCCAGGAUGGACAGCACUUGAGGAUCAUCUCCUGCGCUCACGAAUUUCAUAAAGACUGUGUCGACCCCUGGCUGUUACAGCACCGCACCUGUCCCCUGUGCAUGCACAACAUCAUGGGUGAGGUCAAGCACAUUUCCAGAGCCGAUCGGCAGCCGCAGAGGAACAGACUCCAGCACGGUCCGGAGCAGAGCCAAGGCUUCCUGCACCCUCAGCCCUACAGCAGCCCACACAGCCACCCCUUCCCUCAACAUGCUAUUCCUUUCUCAAUGAGGCCCCACUAUCCUCGUGGACCCUCCGGAGCCUAUCCUCCUCUGGGCCACUACAGCGGCGCGUCACCAGUGGACACCCAAACGUUACGCUUCUUCGCCAGCAGACCACUUGGCUCCAGUUGUGGGUACCAUCAUCCUGCAGAGGGUCCCGGGCGGCCCUACAGGAUGGGAGCUAACUGCAGGACUUCCACCCACCACUACACGCCUCGGCGUACCUGCCACAACUACCGCUCGUCCUGCUCGGCCCAGCGGAGCGCUUCCAGCUCCAGACUGCACCACGCGGCCUCCGCGGCCCCGCAGGCCCGUGGGGCGCCGGCCCUCGGCCGGCAGGACGAGGGCAGCUGCUCGGGGGGCAGCUACCACACAGAACGCAGCGGGUACUUAGCCGACGGGCCAGCGAGCGACUCCAGCUCAGGACCCUGCCAUGGAUCCUCCAGUGACUCAGUUCUCAAUUGUACUGACGUGUCCCUGCAAGGGGUUUAUGGCAGCUGGUCCACCUUCCGUAGCUCUCUGAGUAGUGACUACGAUCCGUUUGUGUAUUAUGGGUCAGGGCAUGACCCUUGCAAGACCGGCCUGGAGGCUGGGGCUCAGGCCCGGCCCAGAUCUUUGGAUUCCGUGGUGAACAAAGCAGGCUGCCCUGAAGAACAGCCACAGACUAUUUUCAGCCACAUCCACUACCACAGCCACAGACAUCACCACUAUGAGGAGGGGGAGCCUGGCCAGGGCCCAAGCAGAGGCUCGGACGAGGAGCAGGGGGCCACCUCUGGCGCCGCUGCUCCUGCUCCCGCUGCUCUUAUCGUUGACAAAGACUCACCCGUGUGUCCACCCAAGCGCAGCCCCUGCCAGUGCCCGAAGCCAGAACCCACAGAUCGGCCCAGUCCCGGACAGUCAGACUGCCAGGAUCACGAGUCCAGCAGCUCUACAGGACCUGUCCUGGUUUCCCCGAUCCCAUUACAGAUCCAACCCCACUGCUGCCACCAGGGACACGGACUCCCUCCAGCUCCCCUGGGCCGGGUGAGUGGUUGUGUACUGGACGGCCCCUCUGUGCGCUUCCACCAGAGCCUGGAUCUGCAGGAUGACCGCAGCAUUCACAUUCACUACGGUCAGGGCCCGGGCUUCUGCUGCUCUCCCACGGAGCUGCACCCUGCCUUGGUCCCGGUGCCUCUCAUACCUCAUAGUGGAGGGAUGGAGGACUGGCCUUGCUGCACCGGGGCCCAUGUGGUGUGGAAGAAACGGGUGCAGCAGGCCCGCUCUGAGCCUCAGCUCCUGGGGCCUGGGACUUCAAUGGACAGACCCCCCUGCAGGUUCCAUCACGGGCCUGCUGCCGACUGCAACACAGACAUUUGUUUAUAUUGCCAAACAUUACACCACAAUCAGGGAUCAGAGGAGGAGUCUGGUGUAUGAGAAGUUGUUGCGUCCCCUUUUGCCGCGCUGCUACACGAGAGCCAGAGAGGACAAGCCCGUCGUGCGUCCCACAGCGGUUUCACCAGCAGUGCCAUCCUCCACACAGAGCUCUGCCCCACGGAGUCAGAGCUCACGUGCUGAGACAUUACGAGCGGCGAACUUAAUGUGACUAGACUGUCAAACUAGUCUUUGGUGUAUUUGUAUAAGAGAUGCUCAUGUCGGCGAGUUAAUGGGGAAACGGCUUGUGCAUAGCGAAAGGUUCCCACGCUACUAACGAAUGAUCCUUGCUUUAGGGUGUCAUGAAGUGAGGCUCCACGUCUGUACUGCUCACGCUAAUAGAAAAUCACUUGAUUUACCUUAGAGGUACUUAACUUCUUCCUUUACUGAGUCCAGGCUCAGUUGAGCGGAGCUUUUCUCUCCAGCUACCUCAGCUCAGCUUUCAUUUAACAUGGCCCAAGAAGGGGGCGUCUCUAAAGGUACAGUACUGCUGUAGUGAUCCUGUGUGUGUGUGUGUGUGUGUGUGUGUGUGUGUGUGUGUGUGUGUGUGUGUGUGUGUGUGUGUGUGUGUGUGUGUGUGUGUGUGUGUGUGUGUGUGUGUGUGUGUCUGCCACAGCUCGCAUCGACUCAACUAAAAGUGGUCUUCUCGGCAGACUGGCCUGUCCGAAUGGAAAGGAAACAGCAAACCCUCCCUGAGGUCGCUGAGCUCUGCACGAGCCUCGUUUUCGAUUUCACCAAUGGCAGCUCUUUUCAACACGUUCGUGUUUUUGGAUAAUUUUCACUUUCACAUUUUUUUAUAGUCUGUAUUUUUUUAUCAUUCAACAGGAGCCGGUUUGACUGAAUUAUGUCGCCAUCAUUACAAACUAUUUUCACACUUUCUUUCCUGUAGUAAGUUCAUUAAAUAACCCCUUCGUCUCUCAAGGUCUUAGCAGAAUCUACAUGGAAUUCCCUGUCCAUGAAAACAUGCUCUCAUUGUCUAAUAACGCUCUCUAAUCUUCCACACUUCAUCCAAAGUUAAAGUUUAUUAAGUAACGAAUAAAAUCUGUGGAAUGUCUUUGCUUUUCCAGUGCAUUCAAACUUUAGUAUAGUUAGAGAAUUAUUCCUGGAACCAUCAAACACAUGAGAAUGUAUCUUACGUUAUAGAAAUAAUAGCUGAGAGCAGGGGCAAGUCUUGAUCCUGGAAGGAAAGCUUGCCCGAACACGGACAUCUCAUUCAGUAUUGAACCUAAGCCUUGUUCUUUUUAUUAACGCCUACAUUGUGCAGCUAAAAGUCACUUAUUGCCAAACAGUAGACAAACAGACUCUUUUUUUCCUUUUUCAAGAUAAAGACCUCAUUGGUACCGCAAUGCAACUACUAGCACUUACUGAAACACUACACGUGCCUUUUCAUCCUCUUCACAAUCCUACAUGAAUAAUCUCCCACCUGUCGAGCCAAAGAGGUAAAAUCUUGAACACAGUGAACUUAUAAAAUAGUAUGUGUUGUGCCUUUUCCUGCUUCAACCUCCUCGCCUUAAAUGCAAACGUCCCUUUAAUCACGUCAACACAUUGGGCAAGCUUUGGGGUCGGUUUACCUGCAGGCCUCACUGGGAAUGUGUGGACACAGCGUCCUUAAGCUAAAGGAUCGGAGCUCAAUGGCUUUAACGUUUCUCGUGCCCUAACAGUCUCUGAGAUGUGGAGAUGAAAAUGACUGAAUUACAAACAGCACUUUGGCUUCAGCAUAUUUUACGUAAAAAAAAAAAAUCUGAAACUAAGAAUUUAUGAUGUGAUUUCAUCCUGUUCAAGAUCUUUCUCUUUGAAGCAAUGUGUUUGUGUUAUGUUUUUGCCAGAAUAACAAGCUGAAACUGCCUUUUCUAAUAGAGUUAAAAAAAGAAAAUCCCUCCAGAAAGUUAAGGGCUAUGUUUUUUGGAUACUUGUGUACAAAACGAACAACCAAGCAAAUGAAAUAGUGUUGUAUUUUAUAUAUAAUAGAACAUUUCAAUAUGGUGACGCGUCACUAAUAUAUUUAUUUACUAAUAUAUUUAUCCAUUUUGUCAAGGUUUGAAAGAGUGGUUUCUGUAUAGACUGAAUGUUUCUGUAUCGAAACUGACCGGUGCCAUCACAGAUACGUCAACCUCUCCUCAUUCCAAUUAUAUGCAAAUAAAUUAUUUUUAAAAUAGUGUGUGUUUUCCUGCUAUUGUUGUUGAACUCUUGUAUUUGUAUUUAAUUUGCUUAUGAGUGGGUGUUGCAAUUUCUUUUCAGGGGGAUCGUUUCUUCUGUGUUACCUAGGGAUCCAAUAUCACAAAACAGGUAACAGGAGUGGAGUAAAUAAUUAUACUCCUUGAGGCAGAAAACAUAUUAACUGCCAAAGUGAUGAUUAGAAGAUGUGACCGAUCUGACAAACGGCACCAAAGGCAGCUAAUCAACUUAUUCAUCAUCCAGAUCCCAAAGUGCACGAUAACCUGACUCUGUCCAAAUAUGGCAAUAAAGUCAUAGUUCUUCUGGACUCAUCUCUGCAUUACUUCCCAAUAUUUGAAUAUAAUGCGUUACCUGGGCUUUCUAGGGUUAACACACUGUAUGUCUUUGUAUUAUUAAUGCAUUCCUCUAUUUCCCCACAUCAGCUAUUCCUUUACUUUUGUGAAGCCCUGUUUUCCAGAAUCACAUGCCGACCCCCGUGGACGUGAGAACUUUUAUUCUGCAGUUCUUCAUGCAAGCUGCUUGACAGCUUGAAGCAUGCGCUAGGCUGCGUGCCGGUGCUUGCAGCCAGCAACAUAAAGACGCUUGACUCCUUUAAUAUAUGUUUAAUACACUUUAGCUGUGGAGGUUGUUGGAUGCAUAUAACAAUCUGAUUGGGUGGGAUCAGUAGAAGGCUUUGGCCUGGCCCUCGGGUGACAGCACGGUGAGGUUGCCCCUGGCGUCUUGGUCCUUCUCUAUGGCCUCAAAAAGAGACUUGAAGUUUCCUGCCCCAAAGCC
Messenger RNA from Betta splendens (Siamese fighting fish), 6869 nucleotides. RefSeq names its product E3 ubiquitin-protein ligase RNF43. The record is from RefSeq and is a predicted model, not a curated record. Bases 1446 to 3923 code for a protein of 825 amino acids. Gene Ontology annotation, molecular function: frizzled binding; ubiquitin protein ligase activity. Gene Ontology annotation, biological process: Wnt receptor catabolic process; ubiquitin-dependent protein catabolic process. NCBI's taxonomy places the organism in Eukaryota, Metazoa, Chordata, Actinopteri, Anabantiformes, Osphronemidae. The transcript has 9 exons.